AUGGAUCCCAUGGCAGAUGGUACGAUCGGUGAGGCCCCGACAAGGUGGGAACCAGCGUAUCCGCUGGUGAGGGAGCUGGGCAAAAGUAUAACGACACAGAACGGAGAGCUGAAGCUGCUUUUUGCGAAAGCGCACGCCCUGGCGGAGGUAGCUGAUAAAAUUCGCAGCGAAGCCAACAAGAUUGCGAUCGAUGACAUUUUGUCGGUGAUCUCGGCCCUAAAAGGUAGCAGGGACAAUGUGUCCAGGGCAUACUAUGACGCGGCUUCAGCAUUCAAAAACGCGGAAACCAUCGCAGAACACAGAAUGAAGGCGCUACAAAAGCCACACGAGGCAACCACCAGCGACGGCGACAGCGCCCCAUCAUUGGCUAACAACCUGGCCAAGGAAUUCAGCUCGCUGAGAAUGGAGGUGGGGGAGCUUAGAAAAGCUGUAAGGAAACUAGCCGACAAGAAGCCGGAGGAGCAUGCAGGAAUCACGAACCUACAGACGAUGCUGGUGGAGCAGGAUGUAAAGAUGAGCAAAAUGGCAGAGAUGGGGCAGGAGGCCAGUUGGACGGAUGUGGUCAGACGCAAGAACAAGAAGAAUGCUGUUGACGCAAUACCAACACCAGGGACGGCUACCAGCCCACCGCUGGCUGCUAGGCAACAACGAAUCAGGACGCGGCCACCCACAAUUAUGAUAGAUGUUGCUAGCUGCAACGACUUCCCUGCAUUGGCCAAAUGCAUCAAAGAUGGCAUGGAUGGCAAGACCAUUUGCAACGGAAUAACCAGCAUGAAGAAAGCUAAGAACGGCGGAAUACUUAUGGAGGUUCGUGGUGAUGAAGCAGCUGUAGAGGCCAUAAGAUCCGAGGUGGUCAAAUCAGCGGGGCAACAUGUCAGCGUUAGGCUUCUAGGUCAAAAAACAAUGCUCGAAAUCCGUGACAUUGAUGCGUGGACCGACAAAGAAGAUAUCGCUGUUUGCAUCGCAAGAGAGACUCCAAUUGCCAAGGAGAACAUUAACAUUGUCAACUUAAGAGCUUCCUAUGGGGGCACGCAGACAGCAUUGGUACUCCUGCCCACGAGACAAGCACGCGACGUUGUUGAGAAAGGCCGGCUAAAGAUCAGCGUCGUCAGCUGCAGAGUACGACAGGCAGAAAGAAGAAUUGCAAGAUGUUUUAAGUGCCUUGCUCACGGGCACGACACCAAGACAUGCCAGGGAACAGACCGCGGAAAAAAUUGCAGGCGGUGUGGGACAAUAGGGCACUUGGCUAAAGACUGCAAAGCGGAGGCGGCCGAAGCUGCAGCUUUCAAGUCUAUACUGGAGAAGGAGUCGAUGGAGGCCCGGACAGGAACCGGGGAAAGCGAGGCAUCGUCAUCUGGUAGUGAUCUGCAAUGA
Molecule: messenger RNA, 1374 nt
Organism: Macrosiphum euphorbiae (potato aphid)
Lineage: Eukaryota; Metazoa; Arthropoda; Insecta; Hemiptera; Aphididae
Source: the annotation of a GenBank genome assembly